Molecule: messenger RNA, 7728 nt
Organism: Aspergillus tanneri
Lineage: Eukaryota; Fungi; Ascomycota; Eurotiomycetes; Eurotiales; Aspergillaceae
Exons: 2
Coding region: 1-7728 (2575 amino acids)
Biological process (GO): secondary metabolite biosynthetic process; amino acid activation for nonribosomal peptide biosynthetic process
Cellular component (GO): cytoplasm
Molecular function (GO): phosphopantetheine binding
Source: RefSeq, a predicted model, not a curated record
AUGUCAGCAGCAACACGGGCCCAGUUCCAGGAUAUAUUGCCCUAUCACUCCACGGCCAGCCGCCACGCUUUCCCAGUGGUGGAAAGUGGCUCAGAAAAUGGAGGGGAUCUGGCCUCGAGUUUCCCCGGUCACCUUCUUGCAAAUGGAGACAGCAGUCGACCAGCACGCGAGCAGUUCAACGUCAAUACCCAGACCGGGGGCAUGUCCUUCACUCUCCCCAUCCAUACAUCGCCCGGCCGUAGUGGCUUCGGCCCAUCCCUCGCCCUGAUCUAUGACUCCGGAUCGGCGUCGACCAACGGGGUUUUUGGGCUCGGCUGGCGACUAGACGGGGUGGAGAGCAUCAGCCGUAAAACAUCCCAGGCAAUUCCAGAAUACGAUAACGACCGGGAUGUAUUUGUGCACUCACAUGUCGGUGAGCUCGUGCCGCUGCGGUCGUCCGACAACACAGAAUAUGUGGAGUGUGACCGAGAGGGAUAUCGCGUCAGGCGAUAUCGACCUCGCGUCGAACGGGACCCGAUAUGCAUCGAGCGAUGGGGGAGCAUAUCGGAUCCCGGAGAUAUAUUCUGGAAGGUGAUCCAAUCCGACAAUACGACGUCCAUCUAUGGGAGAAGCACAGAGUCCCGGAUAGCUCCCAUUGAAGCGAGCCCAUCCGAGACGCACCACCACACAUUCUCAUGGCUGGUAUGUGACACUUAUGAUAGCCAUGGCAACUAUAUGGUACAUUCGUAUAAGCCGGAGGACAGACUGGGGUUACAAGACCCGGACAUCUGCCUCAAUCAACGCUAUCUCAAGUCUAUUAAGUACGGCAACAGGAGGCCCAAUCGAGAUGUGGAAACGUGGGAGGUCGAGCUCCUGAACGAGGACGCUGGGGCUGAGUACUGGAUGUUCGAAGUUGUCUUAGACUAUGGAGACCAGGAUGAAGCCUUCCCAACCUGCCAUGACACCCAGCCCUGGGCCCUCCGGCCUGAUCCAUUUGCACUGCAUACGGCUGGCUUUGAGGUCCGGACGCACCGGCGGUGUCGUCGGGUGCUCAUGUUUCACCACAUCCCGGAGGAGUUGCAACAUCCAGACUACCUAGUCGCCUCAACGGCCUUCCACUACGAAGAAGACAGCAGAUCAGGGACGAGCCUCCUCAAAGCCUCCACAAUGUCCGGUCAUACGUUGAAGCACGGGGAACGACGAUACUCAGCUUUGGCCCUUCCACCGGUGGAGUUUGAGUACCAAGAGCCCCCGGAUCUGGACAACCUCCAAACGGAGACGGUUGAGUUGAAUCUAUCGGGACUCACUACGGGGCGAGCGCAGUGGGUGGAUCUCCAUGCGGACGGCGUCCCGGGCGUCCUCGUAGACAGUCCCGGUGGAGGAUGGUACUAUCAUCCGAAUCAGAGCCGGGGAAACGAGAUCCACAUUGGGGGGCCGUGGCUCCAGGACAGCGCUCCCAGGGCCAUCUGGUCGAAUAACUGGCGCUUUGAAGAUGUCAACAAGAACGGGAAUGUAGACGUGGUGUGUGUUUCACAAGAUCAGAGUUUGCGGGGAUUCUACGCAAACGCUGGGGAUGGUAAAUGGGACAGCUUCGCACCGUUCACUGCGUACCCUACCAGAGGCGCGUCAGGCAGAUCAUGGACCACGUACAAAGUGGAUUUGACCGGGAAUGGCCAGACGGACAUUCUGUACAGACCCCCCAACAACGACUUGGAGUGGCUCUGGCACGAGUCCUUGGGUCCUUACGGAUAUGGGGAAGAGCGUCGCACAACUGGAGCACCGCGACUGCCAUUCGACCCAACAGGGGCCAUCCUCGUGUCCGAUAUGACAGGCGACGGGCUGGCUGACAUCGUCAGCGUGCACAGCACGAGCAUUUCCUACUGGCCGAACAUGGGAUAUGGCCGAUUUGGCCAGGCCGUUCCGAUGCAGAAUUCCCCGCGGUUUCCGGACGCAGCCUUCAACCCACUCCGGAUCCGGAUGGCGGAUUUGACAGGUUCUGGAGGGAGCGAUCUCGUUUAUCUCUUACCACAGGGUGGAGCUCUGGUAUAUUACAAUCAAUGGGGGAACGGCUGGGGUACCGAGCAUUUCUUACCCUGUAUUCCUCCUCUCAAUCGGUUCUCUGCUGCAGACAUCUUUGACAUCGGUGGAAAGGGCACGCAGUGGCUGUGUUGGACAUCUGAUAUGGACAACAUCGCUGCACUCGGAAUCUCAACAAAGGUCGAUGCGGUCGACAUGACGGGGGGCUGUAAGCCGAAUCUGUUGACUGGUGUAGCCAACGGCAUCGGUGGUGAGACGACAGUGGAAUACCGCUCGUCGACUAGCUAUGCUCUCGAGGACAAGCUGUGCGGCCAUCCAUGGGCCACACGGUUGCCCUUUGCGGUCAAUUGCGUGAAGAGGACCACAUUCCAUGAUCACGUUGCUCAGACAUCACACACAACACAUUACAGAUAUCACAACGGGUACUACGACUACCGGGAGCGUCAGUUCCGCGGCUUCCAAAGGGUCGAGGAGCGGACUACGGAAGAGUUUGCGGUGGGAGUCAACGGUUCUCAAAUCAAACGCCCUCCCACCGUCACCAGGAGCUGGUUUUACACGGGACUGGAACGAUUGGAUGCGGAGUUGAUCCUUCCCGGUAGUCCCUUGACGCAAGAACCUCUGACCCGAGCACUGUCGAGCACCAUUGUGCCGCAAGCACAGACCGAGCCGGCAAUUCACGAGGCGUACGUGGCACUGGUUGGCAGGCUCCGUCAGCAAGAGAUCUACGGUGACGAUGGGACAGACAAAACCGAACAACCGUACGUGGUGAUUCAACAGGGAUAUGAAGUGGUUAGACUCCAAGAGGCAUGUCCCGGCAGAAACGGAAUAUCCCGAGUUAAUCCACGCGAGACGGUGAAGACAAUGUACGAAAGAGAGAAAGGAAACGAUCCUAGGGUAGAACACACCCUUGUUCUCAAGGUCGAUGCGUACGGCAACGUGGAGAGGGAGACUGUUGUCAAUUAUGGCAAGCUACAACGGGAAUCGCUAGAUGGACAAGACUGGGAAGCCCAAAGACAGACGACCAUCACAUACACAGAGACCAGAUACACAAACGCAGUCGAGAACACUGGAAGCUACUUUCAUAAACCAGUAGUUGCCAAGGUCUCGCAAUAUAGGGUAUAUCCGGGUUCAAACCUGGCGAACACUGGAGUUGGUGGGCGUUAUCGUUGGGAUCAAUUAUCCACAGAGGAUGGUGCGUUGCUCAGCCAAUCGAUCACUUUUCCAAUGCAAAAAGACUGUCCUGAUCGGUUUCAAUCUCUUCCAAAGGAGGGCUAUAAGGUGCUCUACGCGAAGGAGAUCACGCUCUAUCGUCAGCUAAACCUAAGAGGGCUGCUCCCACUGUGCCAGCUCGAUCCGUAUUCAGUCAAGCACCAAACCUACAAGUUAUGUUUCACGCAAGAAUUUGUUCAGGAGGUGCUAGACGGCACCGCAGUUGAUGGCAGUACAAUCAAGGAAGAACUACAGGGCGCAGGCUACGUUAAACUUGGCCCUGCUGCCGGUGGCCACAAGAACGAGUGGUGGGUGCCAUCGACACGGCAUGGAUUCCAUAAUGAUCAGAUCACCGAUGAUGAACUCGGGGUCGCACGCCGCCAGUUUUAUAUCCCGAACGUGGCAGUAGAUCCAUUUCAAACGGCAUCAUACGAAUGGUUAGAUCCCUACAAGCUCUUCGUCGUGGCGUCGCUGGACACCGUUGGGAACACAACCAAAGCCGUCCAUAACUAUUCCUUACUGCAGCCAAUAAUGAUGACUGACGCCAAUGGGAAUCGAAAGAAAGUGGCACGAGAUUCACUGGGGGCAAUUGUGGGAGUUGCCACAAUGGGAAAACAAGAUGAGAAGGUUGGGGACUGCCUGGACGACUUGGACGUCGAGAUUACCACCGAGGAUUUAGAGUCAUUUACCCGGAAUCCAUCUGGUCCGGAAGCUGCAAAUCUCCUGGGAUACGCUGGGACAAGGACUAUCUACCACCGGAAUCGGUACAGAGAGGGCCAGAGCGCUAAUUUUCGUGCCGACCUCGUGCGAGAUCAACAUUAUCGAGACGGAGACGCCCAGAUCAGGAUCCAGAUAACGUACGUCGACGGCACGGGCAAUGACUUUCAAAAAGCGGCCUUUGUCGGACAUGGACAGGACAGAGGAUGGCAGUUCAGUGGCUGCGUGCUUCGCGACCGUCAAGGGGACCCAGUGAAACAGCUGGUUCCGUUCUUCAGCGCUUCCCAUGAGUACCAUUCUCCGACGGCCAGUGCAGAUCGCCCUGCCACCAUAACCUUCAAGGACCCGGUUGGCCGCAGGGUAGGGGAGCUCAAUGCUGACCAUACGUGGAGUAAGCGUCGGAUUACCCCUUGGAGGGAUGAGAGGUGGGAUGCCGGAGACACCAUCCUCGUAGAGGAUCCCUCCGGAGACGAGGAUGUUGGCAUCCAUUUCCAGUUGCUGAAUACCCAGUUGUAUCAGCCCACAUGGCACUGUCAAAGAACAGGCAUUACAGGAGCAGAAGCAGAUGCAGCACGAAAGUCGGAGGUAUACGCCAACACUCCGAUGAUCGUCCAUUGUAACGCGCAGGGAAAGGAUAUUCUCAUUGAGCAGCGAGGUUCUACGUGCUCCAGAGACAACCGAAAGGUUUACGACGGGCGUGGAAAUAUAUUUUCCCUUAUCGACGCAUGCAACCGUUCUGUCACUAGGACCUGGUAUGACUGCUUGAACCGACCGCUCCUCAACCACAGUAUUGAUAGUGGGAAGAGCUGGCAGCUCGUGGGCUGCGACGGGGCCCCCGUGCGAACCAAAUUCAACACUGGUCCAUGGAAGCGUGUCUCCUAUGACGCUCUGCGGAGGAUCAAAUUCAUCGAGCUGGAGUCACCGGGGGGCCGUCAACCCCCAAGGAGGCUCGUUUGGAAUGUGUACGGGGAUGAGACAUGUGUCCUGGAUGCGACUAAGAAUAACCUGCGAGGGAAGCUGUAUCAAUGCCAUGAUCAAUCGGGUAUCGAAACCCAUGUGUCGUUCGAUUACAAGGGCAACUGUCUGGAAUCGUCCGUCCAGCAUGCAAUCAACUACGAUGGAAUAUUGGACUGGGCAGCAGGUGAGAUUGAGAUGGAGCCCGAGAUGUACACCACCAGAUUCUCGUUCAAUGCGGUGGGCCACACCACGCGCACCGUGACAGCCAGUGGUCACAUUGUUCGAAAUACAUUUGAUGUCGCCGGUCGACUAACCAAGGCGACUUCGCAAUCCCCUUUGCAGGAUGAAGCUGCGGAGGAAACGGGUGAAAGAGUGCCGUCUCACACGGAUCCCGCAGAGAGCGUUGUAGCUACGUCUUCCGUGGAUAACAUCCAGUAUUCCGAAGAUGGCAAGAUGUCAUGCAUCACGUACGGCAAUGGUUCCCAGACCACCCACAUAUACAAUGCACAAACGCGGAGAAUCGAUCGAACCACCGUGACGCGGGCCAGAGACGGUGCGAUCCUGCAGGAUCUCGCCUAUACCUACGAUUGCCUUGGGAAAGUUGUGAAGAAGACCGAUGGAGCGCAGCAGACGGUCUAUUUCCAGAAUGAGGUAGUCACACCUACCCAGCACUUUGAGUAUGAUGCAUUUGGCCAGCUCGUAUCGGCAACUGGGAGGGAGCAGGUCGACGGAUCAACCCCUCAGCUCAAGCCCUACUCGUCCCAAUUGGGAGCGCCGAACGUGAUCCCUGGAAAUGGGGAGGGAUUAGUUGAAUAUAUCGAGACCUACGCAUAUGACCGCGCUGGGAACAUUACAAAAGUCGAGCACCAACCCACUGACAAUACGAAACACACAAGAUGGAGACGGACGUACACCUACGAGGGGACCAGCAACCGGUUGUUGAGCACACAGGUUGGAUCCAGCCAUGAGCGGUAUGAAUACGAAGGUGAUGCUGGGAUUAAUGGCUGCAUGACCUCGAUGCCCGGGUACACCUUGGAAUGGGACUGCAACAACCGACUGCGCUCCCUGACGACGCAGCGUGUUGGUAAGCAUGCGACGCCUGAGAAGACAUGGUAUGUGUACAAUGCGCGCGGUGAACGAGUCCGCAAGGUCACCAACCGAGGAACCAGUCGCAACGGACCCUCGCAAGCGACCAAGCGACAAGAGACCCGAUAUCUUGCCCAGUGUGACCUCUCCGCCACCUACCACGGGGACGGGUCGUCGAUGUCUCUGAGGACAACAACGAAGAUAGCUGCCGACGCACCCUUAGUCAUCGUUGAGUCGUCGACUUCACGUCACCUUGCCCGGUACCAGAUCAGCGAGAGCCUCGAGCUGGGUGAUCAGGCGGAUGUCGUCUCGUAUGAGGAGUUUUCUCCGUACGGAGCGACCACGUACCACGCACGGCGCACCGGAGCACCACGGAAAUAUCGAUUUGCGAGCUACCAACGGGACGGAGAGAGUGGGCUGUACCUCUGCGGUGCCCGGUACUACGCUCCCUGGCUGGGACGCUGGACCUCUGCCGAUCCUCUGGGCACAGUCGACGGUCCCAAUCUCUAUGCCUACGUGCAGAAUGACCCGGUAGCAUUGGUGGAUCAUCGAGGAACCAGUGGGAAGAACGCGCAAAGUAAAACCAAGAGUAAUUCCUCACAGAACACUGAAAAGCAGGUGCUUGAUGAAACACCACUUCGUAGAGCGCUAAACAUCCUGGGACAUGAAAUGCUGAGAAAGGCUUACAAUGUGCAGCCCAUGACGCUGGGCACCCAAGGGGCCGGUGAUAAGCAAGUGACGGGAAUUUCCGGUAAAAGCCGUGCUACGGCCACGUAUCAAAAUGAAUUCGGACGGCCAGAGACCAUGAAAUCCGGGACUUAUGGGUUCGAGAUCCGCGUCGACAUUGAGAGUCCGAAGAAAAAGAAACAAGGUGACAGCGAGGGUGCAAGUAAGGCAGAGGAAAAGCCCAAAGGGUUUCAUAUCAACGUCAAUUACGGGAUGAAGGGCCACGAGCAGAAAUACUGCGUCAAGAACCUUCCCGGACCAACUCAUGAAGACGAGAAGCGAGAGGUGGACAGGCAGCUCCAUAACCUCACCAGAUUGUCCGGAUGGAACAAGGAGGAAUUCGACGAGAAGGACCUGCAGCAAAGAGUUGUCUACAGGGAUGAGGUGGCUACCAAAGUGCUGAACCAUUUUCUCUCUUACUUUGAGCCGCCUCCGACUGGCGAGCAUUGGGUUCCUUACAAUUUCGAGGCCAUUUUGCUCCAAAACCGCAACACUCCGAGCAGAUAUGCAGCAGCUCCUACCAUCAUCGAUGAAAGAUUGAACCCGUUGCCAACAGGAUGGCCAGGUGAGAUUUGCAUUGGUGGACCUGCUGUUGCACUGGGCUAUCUAAAUCGCGAUAUCAAGACGAGCAAUCGCUUCAUUACCCUCAACGGGCUCAGGUAUUACCGAAGCGGCGACUACAGCAGGAUCCUGAGCAACGGGAACGUCGAGUAUCGGGGGCGUAUCUCAGGUGAUUCUCAGAUCGAACUUCGGGGAAUGUGUCUAGAACUUGAUGGUAUCUCCAAAGUUAUCAUCCAGUCCGACGAGGGGGUUCCUACAGAUGCGGCGGUCAUUGCCAAGGGUGAUUCCAAUCAGUAUUUGGUUGCUUUUGUUGUAUUUUCCCAUGAUGCUCUUCGACCGGCAGAUGUCGGUAGCUUCAUCAAAGCACUUAUUAACGCUUUGCCAUUGCCAACCUACGCAAAACCUGCGACGAUCACUUCUGUUGAUCGCAUUCCCCGCACUGGUAGAGGAAAGUAG